AUGAAUACCCCGGUCUCGACUUUGCUAUCCUUUCUCUUUGUGGGGGCGCUUUGGGGCUGCACCAAUCCACUUAUCAAGCGAGGAAGUAAUGAUAACGUGAUGUACACUCGUAAGGACAAUAGUAUAGAAGAGUUCGUCAAGCAAUUUGUGGGGUUAGUCAAGAACUGGCAGUUCCUGGUACCAUUUGCUCUGAAUCAGAGUGGGUCUGUGGUAUACGUUUACCUACUUGGAUCAGUAGAUAUUUCAAAUGCUGUUCCAAUUUCCAACUCGCUUACGUUCGUGUUCACCGCAAUCACGAGUCGUCUCCUCGGGGAAAAGCCUCAACGCCCUAGAUCAACAUAUACUGGCAUGGUUUUAAUUCUUCUAGUGUACCACAUCAACGUAUUGGCGAUGGGCAGUUCGUCUGAUGAGAGUGAUGACGACUUCGUUCCUGAAGCUGACGAAGAGCAGGAUGGUGACUCGAUAAAUACAAGCAAAGCGAUGGACGAGCAUCGCAGCGGUACAACUGACUCUCAUUUGGACAAACUUUGGGAUGACAUGAAUGCGUCUACUUCGGUCUCACAGACGGCAGCAAUCAAGACCUCAAAGCUUCUCAAUGGUCUCAUUAAAAAAACAACACGCUUAGCCGAUAAGAAGAAGAAACAAAAGCUGCAUGAGUUUUCCAUACCCAUUUUAAGCGUGGACGUUAAGAGGUCGAGGAAAGACUUGGCAGAGGAAACUGUGAUUGAUCGCAAAAUGGAUCGAAUAAUCAAGUUUGCUGGAAAAGAGUACACUGUAGCAAGUGCUGCUAGUGGUACGCGGGAAAAAAAAGGUCUAGAUAAGGUGUUGGAGUCGCUCGAUGAGCCGAAAAAGGUGUCGACAAUGGUGAAAACGUCGCUUGACUGGGACAAGUUUAAAGAGAAGGAAGGGAUUGAGGAUGAACUUACGCACUACACUAAGGAUGGGUAUCUUGAAAGGCAGGAAUUUUUACAGCGUCUUGAUCUCAAGCGCUUCGAGCUUGAAAAGGCUGAGCGUGACAAACAGCGCAAACUCCAGCAGCAUUCGAAAUAG
Molecule: messenger RNA, 1050 nt
Organism: Plasmopara halstedii
Lineage: Eukaryota; Oomycota; Peronosporomycetes; Peronosporales; Peronosporaceae
Exons: 7
Coding region: 1-1050 (349 amino acids)
Source: RefSeq, a predicted model, not a curated record